AUGAGAUGCUAUCAGGUAGCCCAAGAUAUUUUGGGUAGAUUAGAUAAGAAAAGUUGGUCCAAAUACCUUACGGAUUCCUCUGAUGGCCGGACUGUCUUGCAUCUCGCUCCAAGUUGCACAGACCAAAAUUUUGGUAGAUGGCUAGCAGAAGAAGCAGCAGAGUUUAUCACAAAACCAGACAAGUGUGGAAAAACACCUCUACAUGAAGCGUUUAGUAUUGGGGCAGCAUGGUUUAUAGAAGCUAUUCUUGUAAAACAUCCUGCUAAUUCAUCGUUUUACCCUAAUUCACACUUGCCUUGGAUCAAAGCAUGUGAGAAAGGUCAUGUCUUAGCUAUCCGUACAUUCGUAGACUAUGAUCCUGGAAAGUUUGGAGAUGUUUGUAUUGAUCACAUGGAUUCGCCUUUGCAUCAUAUACAUCUCCCCAACUUAAUGGGUUGCGAAGAGUUUCUCAAUUUUCCACGCAUGAAGGAUCUAAUCAAUGUUCAAGAUUUUCAUCAUGGGGAAACACCUUUACACAAAGCAAUACGAAACGAAGACAUACUAUUGGCGGAAGCGUUACUCAACAUGGAUAAGAUCAAGUAUAACAUCAAGGAUCAUGAGAAUGUAACUUCCAUAGAAUUGCUGGAACAACUAUGUGAACAACAACCUAAAUGGGAUGCAAUGUGCCAAAGAAUUGGACUUGAUCCAAGGAUUAAAACGUCAUACUUUCAACGUAAGACAAAUUUGUUAGAUGUGCGAAAUUCACUAUUCGUGGUGGCGGCUUUACUAGCCACUAUAACAUUCACUGCUGGAUUUACUCUUCCUGGUGGAUUGAAUCAAGACACAUGA
Molecule: messenger RNA, 828 nt
Organism: Spinacia oleracea (spinach)
Lineage: Eukaryota; Viridiplantae; Streptophyta; Magnoliopsida; Caryophyllales; Amaranthaceae
Product: protein ACCELERATED CELL DEATH 6-like
Exons: 3
Coding region: 1-828 (275 amino acids)
Cellular component (GO): plasma membrane
Molecular function (GO): protein binding
Source: RefSeq, a predicted model, not a curated record